This is a messenger RNA of Corticium candelabrum, 1110 nucleotides long. RefSeq lists its product as uncharacterized. NCBI's taxonomy places the organism in Eukaryota, Metazoa, Porifera, Homoscleromorpha, Homosclerophorida, Plakinidae. Bases 75 to 1064 code for a protein of 329 amino acids. The record is from RefSeq and is a predicted model, not a curated record. The transcript has 7 exons.
GCUUCGUCUAGAGAGUGUGACAACUGUUUACCACUCAUUUCUUCUCAUUUCGUCGGUAGCAUUGAGACGAGGCCAUGUCGGAUGCAGAAACGAGAAGCCAGCUACUGAUACGGCAAUUCGAAAAUUUGAAGCGAGGUGCAGGCUCGCAAAAGCGUGUGUACGAGAACGUUCCCACAAAAAGCAAAAGGGAAGCUCCGCCAAUACCGCCACGACUACCACGAGAGACCCCAAGAACGUAUUCAAAUGUGGAAUUCUUACGCGAUCAACACAGCGGACGCCAGCAUCCUCGUCGCCCGUCCGUCGACCAACGACCGAACGACUUCGAAGAGCUGGCGACGAAAAGAGCCCCUCCGGUACCACCGAGGUAUCGCAGCGACUCUAGAUCUUCAUUGCAAGGCCACGUCAUGAAACGACGAGACACCGGGUUUGAAUCAGGCGAUGAUGAAGAAGAAGACCGAGACACCACUAGUGGUUUCGACCAAUUACCACCCAAGUCUGAAAUCGACCCUCCAAAGGGUUACGUCAGGGAACGGAAUGACAUCAAGAUCGAUCUGCCAAGCUCCAACGAAAGGUACCUGACGGACGACAUAUGCAAGCUGUUGUUCAAGAGUAAGAUGACCGACAGGACGGCAUCCGUUGAAGGAAGGAAGAGGAACCACUCCUACGGCAUCAGAGCUCGCACUCCCGAAUGGAUUUAUUCCGAAGAAGUCGAAUUUAUCAUCUUUACUAUCAGAGAUCAAUUCAUCGGUUGGGGGAAUUUCGAGUUUGUCGAGCGAAAACAAUUCAUUCCACCUUCGGUUUCGAUCAACGUCAAUGUCGACGGGGACUGGCGCACUUCGGAAUUUGUUCGUUGGGUAUUCGGUUCGUCUCAGAGUUCAUCUUCAACCGCUGAUCGCCCUCUCAGAUUUCCGGUUCAAGAAUCGACCUACUCGUUGCAAGUGUGUUUCACUGAAUCCAACACAUUUAUGAGAGAUCUGUUGGACAGAGCAAUUGCAUUUGCUCUGACGUACGGCAUUCCUGACGGCGUCUCUUUGGCGGACAUGUUCUCUGACGUACGGAACUGAAAAAGAUACUAGAAUCGUCGCAGUUCGCUGAGGGGUCAUUGAUUAG